AUGGCUGCUCAGUUGGAUCACCAGCUGAAGCGUAUCCGGCGCCCCGAAGAUGAAAGGCCCAUAGUCAACGGAAGUCUCUGGAACUCAAUCACCAAUGUUCAUUUCGGCUUGCUUUAUCCUGUUGAUUCAUCCUAUACUAUAGGGAAAUCUUCCGAUUCAAUCAAUACAGAUUCCUCUCCUUACAUCGACCCCGUUCCUCCGUUUCAUGGUUGGUCUAAUACCUUAUAG
Penicillium angulare is the source of this 228-nucleotide messenger RNA. RefSeq lists its product as uncharacterized. The transcript has a single exon. The record is from RefSeq and is a predicted model, not a curated record. NCBI's taxonomy places the organism in Eukaryota, Fungi, Ascomycota, Eurotiomycetes, Eurotiales, Aspergillaceae. Bases 1 to 228 code for a protein of 75 amino acids.